Messenger RNA from Perkinsus marinus ATCC 50983, 177 nucleotides. Its product is annotated as kynureninase, putative. The transcript is spliced from 2 exons. The record is from RefSeq and is a predicted model, not a curated record. NCBI's taxonomy places the organism in Eukaryota, Perkinsozoa, Perkinsida, Perkinsidae. The annotation marks the transcript as partial.
AGAGUUCCGCCUGGCGCUGGGGAGGAGAGUGUGACGGAGUUCACGUUAAGGGUGCAUCGUGAACUGGAAAGUGCGGGAAUCAUCACAGAUUAUCGGAACCCCAAUUUGAUACGGUUGGCCCCGGCACCGUUGUAUUGCCGGUUUGGUGAUGUUGGUGAAUUUAUUCGCCGUCUAAAA